AUGACGAGGGCGAAGAAAGAGUUUAUUUGUCGGUUCUGCCAGCGCCAUUUUACGAAGUCCUACAAUCUUUUGAUUCACGAACGCACGCACACAGACGAACGUCCUUAUCCGUGUGACAUCUGCGGGAAAGCUUUCAGGAGACAAGAUCAUCUUAGAGAUCACAGGUACAUCCACUCCAAAGAGAAGCCGUUCAAAUGCAGCGAGUGCGGCAAGGGCUUCUGUCAGUCGAGGACUUUAGCGGUGCACAAAACGCUCCAUAUGCAGGACUCUCCUCACAAAUGCAACACGUGCGGGAAAAGCUUCAACCAAAGAUCCAAUUUGAAAACCCAUCUCCUCACCCACACCGACAUCAAACCUCACUGCUGCGGAGACUGCGGGAAGGAGUUCCGCAGAAACUGCGAUCUCAGACGACACGUGCUCACGCACACGAUGCCUGUCACGGAGUGAAUCAUUUGCUGUAAUUUCGUUGGGAGAUUAAAUGUUAAUUAAAUUGUUUCUGUCAGGAUUGUCCAUACAGACAUUUUUUUCUGCUCAAUGUGGUCACAGUAGUGCACAUUGCACCAGGCUUGGGUAGAACUGACGACGUCUCAUUGGAGUUAAUGGCCGACCAUGAAUUAUUCAGAAUUAUCCUCGAAGUACCACCCGCUGUGAUUAAGUGCUUCCUUGACAAGGUGGAAUGCUAGAAACUUGCCAAUGGAUUUUUUUUUUCAUCAGAAAUAUUUUAAGUUCUCAAAUUGUUAUUUACUAAAAGGGGCAGCAUACCAGUGCGACUCUUGGUUAUAGGUGCCAAUUGGAUAAUUGGAUAAAAGUGCCAAAUUGCAGUGGUAAAACUGUUUGGAAAAAUCUACUUGUAAAAAGUAGAAAGUGAACGCCCCCAAUGUGUCCAUUGUGAGACAGAAAUAUCAAAAUCGGGUAGGAGUACAUGUACAUAGGUCAAAUUUUUGUUCUACCUCCUUAAAUUGAGUUGUUUGAAGAACUAUUAUUGUCACUUUGUUUCAGUACAUAACGCAGCUAAUGCAAUUAUUUGUCGGAUCAAGAGAGUAUGAUAAUAAAGGCUCAAGCAUGCAAUAAGGUCAACAAAUGUACUUAUAUGUCAGCGCCACCCUUGCCAAAGUUUAACCUGUGUACGUCGCUCGUUGACUUGACGUUUAACUUACCUUUGCAGGCCCGUAGCCAGGGGGGUCGGGGGGUUCGAAAGAACCACCCUUUUGUUUGGAAAAGGUCCA
This is a messenger RNA of Lingula anatina, 1226 nucleotides long. Its product is annotated as protein odd-skipped-related 1. NCBI's taxonomy places the organism in Eukaryota, Metazoa, Brachiopoda, Lingulata, Lingulida, Lingulidae. Gene Ontology annotation, molecular function: DNA-binding transcription factor activity, RNA polymerase II-specific; RNA polymerase II transcription regulatory region sequence-specific DNA binding. The record is from RefSeq and is a predicted model, not a curated record. Gene Ontology annotation, cellular component: nucleus. Gene Ontology annotation, biological process: embryo development; regulation of transcription by RNA polymerase II.